Molecule: messenger RNA, 6063 nt
Organism: Pseudoliparis swirei
Lineage: Eukaryota; Metazoa; Chordata; Actinopteri; Perciformes; Liparidae
Product: heterogeneous nuclear ribonucleoprotein L-like
Exons: 14
Coding region: 345-2015 (556 amino acids)
Biological process (GO): mRNA processing; regulation of RNA splicing
Cellular component (GO): nucleus
Molecular function (GO): mRNA binding
Source: RefSeq, a predicted model, not a curated record
GCGCGGAGGGCUGUUGACGCAUCGGCGCCCCCGGCCAAUCGCACGCCUCGUCUUCCGAGGCGCAGGGCCCGAUAGGCCAAUCAGGGAGCAUCGAGGGGCGGGACGUGUCCGGUCCACUCACACCUCCACACACACAGGAGAGAAGGACAAAAAAAAAAUCACUGGUGCUGGCGAGUGAUAGAGACCGACGCGGGCACGUAGAGACACGGACUCGGGGACGCGGAGGCUGCUUCACGGGGACACGCUAUCCGGGGUUAACUGCUGACAUGGAGGUGUCCGUUUGACCCGCUCCAGACCCGCUCCAGACCCGCUCUAUCCAACAGGUCCACGCGCAGCGCGCGAGCAUGUCGACGGCAGAAGGAGCUGGCCAGCGCGAGGAGGGGGAGUACGGAAGGGCGGCGAAGAGGCAGAAAACAGAGGAGACGGAGGCGGAGGAGAGAGAGGAGAGAGAGGAGGGGGAGGAGGAGCUGGAGGAGGGAGAGGACUCGGACUCCGGCUCGCUGCCCGGUAACGUGGAGUCAGCGGGGGACAACCGGGCCCGUCGGAGCGCGAGCCAAUACGGAGAAGCGGGGAAGGACAAUGGCGAUGACUCCCAUCGUAUCUCUCCCAGCCCUGUGGUCCAUGUCAGGGGUCUGUGUGAGGCCGUGGUGGAAGCAGACCUGAUAGACGCCUUGGAGAAGUUUGGGUCCAUAUGCUAUGUGAUGAUGAUGCCCUUCAAGCGCCAGGCCCUGGUGGAGUUCUCCGCGGUGGAGAGCGCCGACCGCUGUGUCUCCUGCGGAGCGAAGGAGCCUGUAUACAUCGCAGGCCAACAGGCCUACUUCAAUUACUCCACAUCCAAGAGAAUCACCAGGCCGACCAACGCCGACAACCCCAACAGUGGCAACAAGGUCCUCCUACUGUCCAUACAGAACCCCCUCUACCCUAUAACCACGGAUGUUCUGUACACGGUGUGUAACCCGAUCGGCAGCGUGCUGAGGAUCGUCAUCUUCAAACGAAAUGGUAUCCAGGCCAUGGUGGAGUUUGAGUCGGUCCAGUGUGCCCAGAAGGCCAAAGCGGCGCUGAACGGAGCCGACAUCUACGCUGGUUGUUGUACGCUCAAGAUUGAAUACGCGCGGCCAACGCGUCUGAACGUGAUUAAGAACGACAACGAGAGCUGGGACUACACUAAACCGUACCUGGUCCGACGAGACCGUGGAAAGGGAAGGCAGAGGCAGGCAAUUUUAGGAGAACACCCAUCGUCCUACAGUGAUAACGGCUACGGUUCACCCUGCCCUCUGCUGCCUCUGCCUGGCAACAGCCGGUACAACCUCAGCUCAGCGGACGUUCCAGACAUGGUGUCCUACCCGCUGCCCCAGUCCUCCUCCUCGUACUCUGCCCACACCCCCAGCUCCGUCGCCAUGGUGAGCGGCCUCCAUUCAUCCAAGAUGAACUGCACCCGCAUCUUCAGCCUCUUCUGCCUCUAUGGCAACAUUGAGAAGGUCAAGUUCAUGAAGAGUGUUCCUGGCACAGCGCUGGUUGAGAUGGGAGAUGAGUAUGCCGUGGACCGAGCCAUCACACACCUCAACAGCAUCAAGGUGUUUGGCAAGAGACUCAACGUCUGUGUGUCGAAGCAGCACGCGGUGAUCCCCAGCCAGGUGUUCGAGCUGGAGGACGGCAGCAGCAGCUACAAGGACUUCGCCAUGACGAGGAACAACCGCUUCAGCAGCGCCGGACAGGCCUCCAAAAACAUCAUCCAGCCUCCGUCUGCAGUGCUGCACUACUACAAUGUUCCCCCGUGCAUAUCCCAGGAGCACCUGCUGAGGCUGUGUACGGAGCAUGACGUGCCUGGCUUCGUCAAAUUCAAGAUGUUUGAUGCCAAACCCUCCUCUAAGACCAUCUCCGGCUUGUUGGAGUUUGACAGUAAGACGGAGGCAGUGGAGGUCCUCACCGUCCUCAACCACUACCAGAUCAGGAUACCCAAUGGGUCCAACCCAUACACCCUGAAACUGUGUUUCUCCACCUCGUCUCACCUAUAAGAAGUCGCAGAGCACAAGAAGAGCCCGACGGUGGCCGACCUCUGACCUGGGAGAGGGAGACGGGCCGUGAGAGACAGACUCACAGACGAGUGGAGGAGAGACGUAUGAAAGAAGACGAGAGGCAGAGAGACAGACGUGGCCUUUAAAAGGAGGUGAAGAUGGAAAGAGACGUGCGAAGGAGAGAGCGAGGACACGGUCACUGUCUCCAGACUGAACAUCAGGCGCACACGCCCAUCAUCCCAUCGUCCAAUCACAGCUCAGCAAACUGACGGACGGAAAUACUCGAGUAAUGACCGACAGGUAGACAGGCAGACAGACAGAAGGAAAGAAAAGCAGACAGACAGAAAAUAAAGAAAAGCAGACAGAUAGAAAGGCAGACAGACAGACAACCAAACAGAAAGAAAGAAAGAAAAGCAGUCAGACAGAAAGGCAGACAGACAGACACAGAAAGAAAGAAAGAAAGAAAGACAGGCAGAAAGAAAGAAAGAAAGAAAAGCAGACAGACACAGAAAGAAAGACAGGCAGAAAGAAAGAAAAGCAGACAGACAGGCAGACAGACUCUGUUGAAUCUACUGUACAAACCCUCAUUGACGUUCAGACGUCUCUAAAACCCUCAUCUGCCGCACGGUGACUCCAAUAAUACUUUAAUGUUUAAGAAGUGGAUGAAUACCGCGUGUUGUUUUUAAUCGUCAUUGAACUUAUCCAGUAAACGUGGGUAUGCUUUUAACUCCAGUUUUCACGCAGGGCUCAUUAGUGCCACACGACCUUUGACCCGGGGUCAGCGAGGUGCCUCUCCACCAGAGUGACCUCCGCAGCACGGUGAACCGACGGCAGGUGUUCCAAGAGAUUUCUCUCUGAAUAUUCACGUUUCCAAGGGAAUUCAUUCAACUGUUUUUAAGCGCUUCUUUCCAUUCAACCCCAAAUAUAUGUCAAACUCUAAUGAGCGGAUACUGAGCACCAUCAUUCCCCUCCGAGGAGAUGUCCGUUACGUUGUGGCUCUCCGUGACCUUCCAUCAGCUCCACUUUAAGAAAUAUCUGUCAGAUCGCCUUUCAUGUUCCCAGAGGGAUGAACCCGUUUCUGGCUUCUCUGAGGCUCUCUUGCGCGCCACCCGCAGGACAAAGGCAGGUACUGCACCGAGGUCGUCGAAGCUCCGUCUGCUCCUGACACCGUGAACAUUCACCUCAGCUAAAUCUGAUACUAUUUCAGAAAAGUUAAGUUAAUAAUAACAACAAUAAUAAUGGAUCUUGGAGUAUUUCAUCAUCUUCCAUUGUUGAUUUCCAUUUAUUACAUAAUGGAAUGCCGUAGCACACAAUAAACUAGUGCAGUGUAUCUGAUGGGGUCCUGGGACUUUACUGUGACCUUUAACAUCUCGUCACCAACCAGAGGACUGAAGUCUCUCCCUCUCUCUGCGCGUGUGUUGAUAUCAGAGCCGCCUCUUAGUGCAUGUUAGCGCACGUGAGCGUGCCCCUUAGUGCAUGUUAGCGCACGUGAGCGUGCCCCGCGGCUCUCACGCGGCGGCCGCAGCCUGAAACGUGUGUCGACGUGGAAGCCUUCCCCCUCCGGUAGACGCCGAUGGCUCCGAGCCUUUUAAAGAAUCACUUCAACAUGCGACAGCCGGAAACAUCCGAGAGCCAACAUGUGAUCGGCAUCAUACGCGUAUACAAUCUUCUUUUCUUCUUUUCUUAUUCCGUGUUUUUUGUGUUGGUCCAAAGUGUUUUUCUGGCAUGGUAUCAGUAUUCUAUGACAGGGGACUGGGUCUGUACACUUCAUAUUACUGCAGUCAGACCAGGAGUCUCCAUCCUGAUGAUGUGGUGGAGCGGAGUAGAAUUACAGCAGCGUGGCGGGGUCCUCCACGCCGCCCGGUGGAGUCCUCCACGGGGUCCGCAGCGUCAUUUUUGCCUGUUUGCAUUUGCCAUCCGACUUCAUCCCACAAAUCAAGUUAUUUCCCAUUAUUCAACAUCAGAAAGGUGGGAUUGUAGAAUGCGGGAUGACUUGAUUGGUCGGAUUCAGCGUGAGGCCAUGCGGAGAUGGUUUUCACGCUCAAGGGCCCAUUUCACGGAACCUUUCAUAGUUUUUGACCAUAAUUCCUCGGAGGACACGUGCUAACAGUUUACUCAUCGGGAUGUCUACACUCUUUGAAAUAUAGCUACUAACCAGAACCAUACAUGGUAUUUUUUUGACCUGCCCCCAAAAUAUGUAAAUUCUUUGGUUCUGUGUUGUAGCUAGAACCCAACAUAGAAGGGUUAUUCCUAGAACCAUCUGGUUUCAUCCAGAAUCCACCCUGAGGGUUCUAUGGGGAACUCUAAUCCAGGGUUCCUCAUGAGGCUCCUGAAGGGCUGAUGGUGGUGCUGUUCAUGGUACACAAUCAGUUUUUAUGGAUGUGAACGCUGGGACGAUCUCAUACCACCCAUGCUUUCAACUGUUCUUGUUAAAAAAAAUUAAAAAAGGUUUUUGGAUAAAAAGGGUUCUUCAUAAAAAAAGUUCUUUCUUAAAAAAGGUUUUUUUUCAAAAGCAAAUGGCUCCGGGUAGAACCUCAGCUCUUUAUGAACAACCUAUUUUUUUGGAGCCCUUAUUUCUGUCCACGCUGUCGACGCUACAUCCACACGACUACGUUUCCAUUUUACAACAUCUACUGUUGGCUCCGUUCACUCCUCUCCGGCGUUUUAGAAUCCCUGUAAAUCCUAAAUCAAGUAAAAGUUUUGAUUUGUAAGUGUUCAUCCUGAGAGAAAAUUUGACUGUGAGUGUGAUGAGAGUGUCAUGUGAGAUGUGAAAUAGGGCACCUCAAAUCCUGAUGGAUAAUCGGACACUAUGGGCACAAGUACAUUUGAUAUGAGUGUGAGAAUAAGACAGAAAUCAGUUUGACAAAUGUGUUUAUUAUUAGAGGAAGAGAGGGAGGAUUUGAGUCGAGGAAGAUUGUAGACAAUCUUAAGUAUCAAGCAAUCUUUUAUUAUUAAAGAGUGCAAUAUAACUCUGUUGUAUUUCCUCUGACUGAGCAGCCAAUCUACUUCCUGUUUACACCGGCAGUGUACGUGAAUAGUCAUGUGAUACAUCUCUACAGCGGUGCUGGAACGCCCUGUACUAAAAAGGGAAACGUAUUAGUGUGGAUGUAACCUUUUAAAUGCACCUGAAAUACCUAUUACUCAUAUACAGUGCUUUUCUUUUUUAAGGGAGUGCACAACGACUGCAAAUAUGUCAAAGUAGAACCAGGAAGUAGCUCUUUACAGUUUGGGUAUUAAUCUCAUCCUCGCCUCCCUCGAGAAGGAGCUGAUUUUACUGAUUUAACUCACUUUGUAUUCCAUCUUUAGUCGUACCUUAAAAAUCCGUUUGGCCUCCGGAGAAAAUGCUUUUGUUCUUUUCAAGAAGAAAUAUAUACCUAUUUGCACUGCGCAUGGGAAACUACUGGAAUUACAUGAUAUUUAAGUGUCUUAUUUUUAUAAUAUAAUGCUUUUUUUUCUUUCUUUUGGGUGUAUUUUGCAUAACGUGAGUAGAUAGGCUGCCUCCUAUCCGCCUUGGAGCCGAUCGCGCGGUGAAGCACAGCCUCCUGGAGGGAACAAUGACAUCACACUUGUGAAUUAAGACAUGCUUUUGUAUAUAAUAUGUAAAUAAGGAAAAAGUAUGAAAACGUUUUUGACAAAUGAAUCCCACUUAAAUUAUUGCUUAAUUAUCGCUCAUUUUGAUGUUGUUUGUACGUCUCUUGCGGCACUUGAAUCUUACUGUGUUUCUGAAGGUUUUAUUUAUUCCUUUUAACGUUUUUUAAGCCUUUGAGGGGGUUUGAUACACGAGGGCUGUCGUCACUCCGAACCCGAUGUGAGUUUUUUCUUCACAGGACUGACGGUACCAGACGAAUACAAAUGUUUCUCAUGGUUUUUUGAGGUUGUAAAAGGUUAAAUGUUGUUAGUUUAGUCUGUAAUCGCUAACAGAAAUACGUAGAACUAUUAGUGUUCCAUUCAUUUAAGAAUCCCUGUGGUUUUAAAUUAUAUGUACAUGUCCAAAUGUAAUAAAUUCAGGUUUGCGGUUGUACGGUCAGCUCCAAACAACUCAACUCAA